This is a messenger RNA of Penicillium coprophilum, 432 nucleotides long. RefSeq lists its product as uncharacterized. Lineage: Eukaryota; Fungi; Ascomycota; Eurotiomycetes; Eurotiales; Aspergillaceae. Bases 1 to 432 code for a protein of 143 amino acids. The record is from RefSeq and is a predicted model, not a curated record. The transcript is spliced from 2 exons.
AUGCAUGCAUUCACCACUACCGCUGCCGGCGCUCUUGCCGUCCUCUCUCUCGUUCAAUUCUGCCCUGCUCCCCCAGCCGUCAUCGCUGCCGUUGCCGGUGGUCUCGGUGGAGGUGCCAUCUCCGGAGGCAUUGCCGCAGGAACUAAGGACCACAAGCGUGGCUUGCCUGCUGGUGUUUCCCAGGAAGCUCUGGACGUGUGUAUCCAGCAGAUCAACGACCAGGGAACUGCUGUGAAUGUCUACAGCACCGGUGAUGAUUCCGCUCGUGCCGACAACGUUCCUCCCGCCUGCAUGAACCUGGCCACCGUUCUUCUCGACAAACCUGCACAGGCUGGUGGCCCCGUUCCCGUUCCCAUGGGCAGUGCCAGCCUCGAGUACCACGGUCUUACUGCUCAGGACAAGCAGGAUCUUCAGGCUGCUCUGUCUGGUUAA